UCGGUUGCCAUGGCGCGUCAGGACCCUGGAGCCGCCUCACGAGCUCAACCGAAGUUCUAGCGUUAGUUCCAGAGAGCCGGGAGCAGCGCGCGCUGUGACCUUCCGCGGGGCUGAGAUGGACCGAGCAGCAGAUGAUGAUCAGAUCAGUGUUGUGGAGUCGUUAUACUCCUCCUCUCCUCCUCCUCCUCCUCCUGUCUCUCUGUCUCUCCCUGUCUCCUGCUCGUCCUCUCCUCUCUUGUCCUCUCGGCAGGUCACCGCCCGUCUCUACUCCUCCCUCCAGCACAGCCGAGAGCAGGAGGUCAAAGGUCACCAAGCUGAGACCCAUCGCACUCUCACGCCCAGGCAGGUGUCCUUUAAUGUGGCAUCUCCUCUGGUUACUAUGACAACGGCUGCAUCUUCCGAUAGGCUGAAUGUGUCCCAGGAGGCGGAGUUUGGUCUCAGUGCAUGCUCCUCCAGUGACCUGAGGAUCUCAGGUGUGGAGGAGGCGGAGUCAGAGCCAGAGCCAACCAAUGAUGAGCUGCACCUGAAGCUACAGUGCGGGACCAAGCUCGCGAACGGCCGGCGGCACAUUGAGGAAAUGGAGAACGUGAGGAGUCAUUUACAAACAAUGCUGAGAGGCAGAGCUGCUGACACACAUGAGCUCCUCCCCUCUGUGUUACAGCAUCAUCAGGACAAUGAGAGUGACACCACCUCUCACCUGCUCAGUGGCGUCGAGGAGUUGUUCCCACGGUAUUCGCGUCUCCGUGCUGAUUUUGACUCCGCCCCUUAUCACUCUGUCUCUGAGCUGCAGGUGAUCAGAGAGAGUCUGGAGAGAGAAAGAGCAAGACGCAAGCACUCUGAGCAGCAGCUCCUGGCGGUACAGAAUAAGGCGUUAGAGCUGCAGCAGCAGUUAGCCCUCGCUGUGUCCGCGGAUCGUAAGAAGGACAUCAUGAUCGAGCAACUCGAUAAGACUUUGGAGAAGGUGGUGGAGGGGUGGCGCCGACACGAGCGAGAGAAGAGUGAGGGAGUGAGACGGCUACAGGAGGAGAAGGAGGCAGCAGAGAGUGUACAGCAAAAACAGAGAGAGGUUUUGUCUGGCCUUGAGAAGAGCUUGUCAGAGGCAGCAGAGACGCUGGACAAAGAACAGAAACGCAACACAGACCUACAGAGUACCAACAAACAGCUGGAGUGUGACGUGGCUGAGCUGCGUGUGUGUGUAGGGGAGCUGGAACAGCAGGUGGAGCGUCUACACACUCAGGUGGAGGAGAAGAAGUCCGAGGUGGAGACGCUCCAAACACACAGCCUGGAUCUACAGCAACAACUGGAACAACACACUCUCCAGGCCAAACACACACACACACACCUGCAGCAGGAGCUGACACGGCUCACACAACAGCUGGAGACAGAGAGGGAUCGGGUGGGUCAGGAGGUGCAGCUGCGUGAGGAGGCCCAGUCCAGACUUCAGCAGCUGCAGCAGGACCUGGAGGAGACCAGGAGAGAGCGAGACACAGCCAGAGUGGACCGAGCACUGGACCAGGCGCGGUUUGAGGCUCAGCGCUCGCAGUGGGAGGUGGAGCUCCGCCUCUCUGUGGAGCAGCAGGUCACUGAGCGGCUGGCAACCGUACAGGAGGAGCAUGCUAACGCUACAGCUAAACUACGGGAACAGCACAGAAAGCAGCUGCUGGACCUAAGUGCUCGUCAGGAGCGAGAGCUGUCUGUCCAGUCGGACGAGUUCAGAGCGCAGCUGAAGGAGCGAGACGAGCGACAGCAGCAGCUCACGCGCGACUGCAACAGGAAGAUUGCAGAGCUACAGGAAGAGUUGGUUUCCAUGGAAACAAGUACACGGAGACUGGAGAUGCAAAGGGAGGAGCUUGUGUCUCGUCUGCAGGGAAUGAUGCGCUCCCAUUGGGCAGAGGCUCUGAGACUGCUGACCAAUCAGGAGCAGAUUGAAGAGGUGUUGUCUCCCUUAUCUCUGAGAGACAAACCACACUCAUCACCUCGAACUGAGGACACCAGCACCUUCAGCACAGCACACACUCUCUCUACAGUUGCUCCUCAGGCCAUGGUCCUGCAGCUGUGCAGACAGCGGGGGGUGAGGGGACAGGGGGACAGCGGAGGGGACGGCGGGGGGGACAGGGGACGAGCUGAGUCUGACUUCAGUCUGCUAAACCACAGUCACACUUUCAGCCCACUGGAGCCAGUGCUGGAUGACACACACCUCACAGGUGAUCUGUGGGACAGGACUGUGGGGGUGGAUAGACGGACACUGGACAGAGGAGGAGAUGGAGGGAGAGAACACAGAGAGAGAUCGGCUCACCUCCACACUCAGGAUCCGUCCUGCGACCCGAAUCCGACCCGGGUUCCGUCUGAUCACCUCGUCUGCACUCAACCUGCUCCCGGUCCAGGGGCGGGCACCACCACACCCAGUCUCAGACCCAACCGGGUUCAAGCCUCCUCAGGCCUACGGGCCAAUCACAGCUCAGAUACGGAGGCGGGGCAACACGAUGUGUCCAAGCAAGAAUACAGCAGUACUGGGAUAAAAGCCCCGCCCACACAUGAACAGCCCCUGUCAGUCAAAGUGCGAGCAGCUCCUCCUGCCUCCAGUGUGUCAGCUCUGUGUGAUGAGAGACAAAAUGACCUGCAGUACUACAUAGCAAAGCUGCUGGAGCGUUCUCCGGGUGAACCUCUGGAGGAACAUCAUGUGGAUCAGAGCAGGAACAAAGCAGAAACACAGUCUGCUAACUCAGGUGUGAGCUCUCAGAUGGAGGUGAAGGUGAAGCAGCUCGCUGAGCUCCUGACGCUGCCCCCUACACACACCACGCCGCAACUGCAGCAGCUCCUUAACAACCUCAGUAGGUCAGGAGACAUUGGUGUUGAUCUGGUUCGAGCUAAUCUGGAGCACAGACUGGCACAGCAGGACAAGAGGGAGCAGCGUCAGUCUGCAGCUCGCUCCAUGCACAACACGGCCACACGAGGGCGCCGGACAGGACCCCAAGGUCAAAGGUCAGGAUCUAAAGUCAACGCUUGGAGAUGAAGAAAUCUCUCGUCUGUGUGACAGGAAGUGAACUCUCAGUGUGUGUGUUUUGUGUUACUAAUUUAUUAUAAUGAAAUGUGUUUUUUAUUAAAUUCCUUAUUUUAUAAACUCCUGA
Messenger RNA from Clarias gariepinus (North African catfish), 3128 nucleotides. RefSeq names its product centrobin, centrosomal BRCA2 interacting protein (gene cntrob). Gene Ontology annotation, cellular component: centrosome; centriole. Gene Ontology annotation, biological process: centrosome separation; centriole replication; mitotic cytokinetic process. The transcript has 21 exons. Bases 116 to 3013 code for a protein of 965 amino acids. The record is from RefSeq and is a predicted model, not a curated record. NCBI's taxonomy places the organism in Eukaryota, Metazoa, Chordata, Actinopteri, Siluriformes, Clariidae.